CAGAACGGCAGAUAAUCCCCACCCCGUCCUUCUCUGUGAGAAACGAACUGUGAUGUCACUCGUCGUACAGACUCGGGGGGAAGCGGGCGGUCUUGUUGCCGCACAUCUCCAGUGUCCCUUCUGUGGUCAUUUCUCCAAAAGCCACGCUCACCAGCUGUCCCACAUGGCUACCACCCACCCCACCUGCCUGGAUGACGUGACGAUGGGUCGCCUGGGCAACAUCCUAAUUUACCAGAGUGGCGCCCAGCUGUUCCACUGUGCAGAGUGUUUUUACACCAGCAGAGACUUCAGCAAAUUGUACCAACACAUCAUCUCCCAACACUGUGUGGAUGAGACGGUGGGAGGCGCUGACGGGGAGGAUGAAGGGAGUGAAAAGGGGGACAAGGAUGUUGACGAGGAAGUGAAAGAAGCCGAUGAAGAAGAGGAUGAGACAUCUCCUCUGGUAAAGAAUAGUGUGGACAGAGAGGAGGAAGCUGAGGGGAAAGAUGAAGAUGGUGUCUCUCAGAGGAUGGAGUCAGUUAAACCAGACAGUGAAGCAGAUAAGACCGUGCUCCUCUUUUCAGAUGGCAUGUACCGCUGCCUGAUCUGCAGCUGGAAAAAUAAGCUGAAAGCUUUAGCCAUCAACCAUGUGGUGCGGAAACAUGGCAUCCCUCGGGUGUAUGUCACCCAAAGGAUCCGACAAGACACCUUCACUGACAUGGACACAUCUUCACCCAAACAUCUGAGCAGCGUAACAGAGGAGGAGGAGGAGGUCGGGCUGAAUGCUGACCUCCUAAAGGAGGAACUGGACAUGACAGCCAAAGUGGUCCAAUUCACCUCCAACCGCUAUGUCUGCCUUAUCUGUGGCUGGAAGACCAAAAUGAAAGGUUUUGUCAUAAGUCACGUGGUGCGUUGCCAUGACGUUAAGCGGCCAUACAGCUGCAAAGACUGCAAUUCCUCCUUCUUCCUGCCCAGCCAACUACAGCAGCACAUCAGAGCAGCUCACCGCCCCGGACGCUUCAUCUGCCCCUUCUGCUGCUUCAGGUCACACGUCCUGGGCGGCUUCCGGAGGCACUGCAGCCGAUGCAACGCCCGCGAGGAGGGGGAAGUUGUAGGACUAGCGAUAGAAGAGGAGGCGAGAGGGGUAGUGAGCGAGGAGGAAACAAAAGCGACUAGAGCUGGGAGAAAAAGAGCACGGAGAUUGAUUGCAGACGGGGACGAGGAGCUGAUGAUGUUAUAACUUGUAAUUUGUUAGGGUUGUUUGUCUGUUUUACAUAACUUAGCUCAGUAAUGAACAUUUAUUGAGUCAAAAAACAAAUCAAAGCCACCAGUCACAUUAAAGUGACAUGGUGAGCCAUCACUUUUUUUCUACAGAAAUUCAAAAGGAAACAAAAACCUGCAAAUCUCACAUCGCACAAUGGUUCGCUAUGAAAAACAGCUAAAGGAGGCAAAGAUGUUUUAGCUUUAUCACAAAGGAAGUGAUCAAGUGCAACAUUUUUUUGUGACCUCUUUACAAUAACUUUCUGCAAUAAAAGAUUCAUGUCAA
Messenger RNA from Dunckerocampus dactyliophorus (ringed pipefish), 1525 nucleotides. Its product is annotated as chromosome alignment-maintaining phosphoprotein 1-like. Lineage: Eukaryota; Metazoa; Chordata; Actinopteri; Syngnathiformes; Syngnathidae. The record is from RefSeq and is a predicted model, not a curated record. Bases 53 to 1219 code for a protein of 388 amino acids. The transcript has 3 exons. Gene Ontology annotation, biological process: attachment of mitotic spindle microtubules to kinetochore.